CUAAAUCUACACGUUCUAGAUCUCUAUCAUUUUCCCCCUUUUUCAAGCCCCUUCGCCCUCUGCAAACCCUAACCGAUCUUCAUCACUCUCCCACUUUCCCCCUUGUAACCUAACUCUCUGCAACGAUUCGCCAUGGAAUUCGGCCUCGCUAGAAAACGAGGGAGGCCAGCUGGUUUGAAUGGCAACGGUGGAUUCAAGAAAUCCAAACAAGACACGGAGUCGUUUCAAUCUGGUUUAGGAAGCAAAUCGAAGCCAUGCACAAAGUUUUUCAGCACAUCUGGAUGCCCAUUUGGCGAAGGGUGUCAUUUCUUGCACUAUGUUCCUGGAGGUUUGAAAGCUGUAAACCAAAUGACUGGCGGCAACCACCCGGCGCUACCACCAACCGCCAGACCACCUGUCCUCCCGCCAUCCUUCCCGGACGGGUCAUCACCGCCAGCUGUCAAAAGCCGCCUCUGCAACAAAUUCAACACCGCAGAAGGCUGUCGAUUUGGUGACAAGUGUCAUUUCGCCCAUGGUGAAUGGGAACUCGGGAAACCAACCGCCCCAUCUCACCACGAAGACCCACGCGCCAUGGCUAGAUUUGGCGGCGGUGGUGGGCGGAAUGAUUUCAAUCCGGCGGCAAACAACGCCGCCGCCGCCAGUUUUGGCGCCUCUGCAACCGCCAAAAUCAGUGUCAACGCGUCACUAGCGGGAGCUAUUAUUGGAAAAAGCGGAGUCAACUCUAAGCAAAUUAGUCGGUUGACUGGAGCAAAAUUGUCAAUAAGAGAUCAUGAAUCGGAUCCGAAUUUGAGAAAUAUUGAAUUGGAAGGGACUUUUGAUCAGAUUAAACAUGCGAGUCAAAUGGUGCGUGAGCUUAUUGUGAAUAUAAGUUCGGCUUCUGGACCACUGCCGCCACAAAAGAGCUUUGGAAAGGCGGGUGGUGGUGGUGGUGGUGGUGGUGGUCCGGCGGGGAAUUUUAAGACGAAGCUUUGCGAGAAUUUUGCGAAAGGGACUUGUACUUUUGGGGAGAGGUGUCAUUUUGCUCAUGGGGCUGAAGAGUUGCGUAGUUCUGGAGCUUGAUUUUGAGGAUUUUUUUAGAACAUAUGAUGUUUUGGGGUAUCUGAGAUGUUGAUUGUUGAGGAUAGUUGUGAGUUUUUAAAGUUGGUAUUAGGUUUUUUUUGUUUCAGAUUUUUAGAAAAAAAAAAAAAAAAGUUGUUAAAAUUUGGAUUGAUGUAUUGGUGUGUUGUUGCGUUGUGUCACAUGGUUAAGGAUGGGAUGAGGGUAAAAAAUGGUAGUUCUAAAGAGAUCAGGAUUGCAAACGGUUGGUUAUAACUUAUAUUUGUCUGAAACGUUUU
Molecule: messenger RNA, 1334 nt
Organism: Lactuca virosa
Lineage: Eukaryota; Viridiplantae; Streptophyta; Magnoliopsida; Asterales; Asteraceae
Source: the annotation of a GenBank genome assembly